This is a messenger RNA of Harpia harpyja (harpy eagle), 2200 nucleotides long. It is a transcript of the gene PTTG1IP2, whose product is annotated as PTTG1IP family member 2. Gene Ontology annotation, biological process: protein import into nucleus. Lineage: Eukaryota; Metazoa; Chordata; Aves; Accipitriformes; Accipitridae. The transcript has 7 exons. The coding region runs from base 30 to 578 and encodes 182 amino acids. Gene Ontology annotation, cellular component: nucleus; cytoplasm. The record is from RefSeq and is a predicted model, not a curated record.
CGUUGGCGCCUGCGCGGAGUCGGUUCGUGAUGGCGGCGCUGCGGCUGUGGCCGCUGUGGCUGCAGGGCUUGGCGCUGGUGUGGGGCCGCGCCGGGACGGGGCUGGCGCACCUCGCCGCCACGGCUCCGCCAGCACCGGCGCAGGAAUGUUCAGAGUUUUCCCAGAGGUCCUGUGAAGAAUGUCUAAAAAAUGUUUCGUGCCUUUGGUGUUACACCAACAACACUUGUAUUGAUUACCCUGUAAGAAGCAUUCUUCCGUCUUCAUUAUGUUCCUUCUCAAAUGCUCGAUGGGGAGUUUGCUGGAUAAACUUUGAGGCUUUAAUUAUUGCCAUAGCUGUAGUAGCUGGACUCAUUCUGGUGUCCAUAGCAGUCUGUUGCUGUUACUGCUGUUACUGCAGAAGGCGUUCCAGGAGUAGACCAGAUGAAGAAGAAGAACGGCUAGCUAGAAAGAGAGAGGAACGAAGACUACAGUCUCUUCAGAGGAAACAUGAAAGAAAACUGAAGCAUGAUGAAAUACGUAAGAAGUAUGGUCUUCUCCAGGAUUGUGAUAAUCCAUACAGCAGAUUUGAGAACGAAUAAAGCUGAGCACCUUCCACUAGAGCUGUAACUCCAGAACACAGGAAGAUACUUUGUUUUCCUUUGCCCUUUGGGUUCUUUUUUCCCCAAAGUGUUUCCCCCACCUCCCUCCCCCGGUUGUAAAACUAGGAGUGGAUAAAGACUUCAUGAAAUACCUGUUUCUGUCUUCUACCUAUAUAGAACUAAUUUUUUUAUAAAUACUUUUGGUGUUGAAAUGUUUGCUGAUUUUUUUUUUUUUUUUAAUGAUAACAUUUAAGUGUGAAAUACUAUCUUUCCUCCUCUUAAAAGUGUGUUUUAUUAUAUUAUCUAGAUGGCUAAUAGUCACAGUCAUGUGUUUGAAUUCAGUCUUAACUGCCACUUAAAACAGUUGUUCCCAUAUUCUUAAAAAAAAAAAAUUUACUGUAUCUUUUUUAUAAAAAUAAAAGGCAACAUGGAAGCACAGCUUCACACAGCAGAAAUAGCUGAUGUUGGUAUUGAUGAGAAAAUACACCAGGCACAUACUUAUGUACUACCAUCAUGUGAGAACUGGGUGGAUGUUUUUUUUCCCUGUGGAAAAAGAUCUUCAAGAGUGUAAUGUCUAAGGGCUGAGAGAGGGGAGCAUAUUUGAAUAAUUCAACUUAGUUGUGGAAAUGUUAAUAUGUACUUUGGAUGUAUCACCGAUGUGAAAGAAACUACUUCAGUUAGAAAAAUGGGAAGAAAGUCAUUCUUGAAAUAUAGUUAUGUGUGCCUGAAUUUAAGAAGAAACAUCAGUCUGUGUGAACACUUUCUGCUAUAAGCUUAAUGUAUAAUUAAAAGAAAAGGAAAAAAAAAAAGCCAAAAUUCUGUAGUUUAUCAGGGUUGACCCUGGUCAGCAGCUAAGCCCCACCCAGCUGCUUGCUCCCUCCCUCCCUCCCUACAGUGGGAUGAGGGAGAGAAUGAGAACAGCAAAAGCGAGAAAACUUUUGGGUUGAGAUAAAGGCAGUUUAAUAAGUGAAGAAAAGGAGGGUAGGAGGAACAAGUCAUGCAAAAGCAAUCACCACCUCCCAGAAGUAGACCUCUGCCCACCCUCCCCCUCAGUUUUUGUUGCUGAGCAUGAUGUUGUAUGGCCUGAAUAUCCCUUUGGUCAAUUCUGGCCCGCUGUCCUAACUGCGUCCUCUCCCAGCUUCUUGCCACCCCUGGCCUACUUGCUGGAGCAGGCAGAGUGGGGAAAAAUGAAACCUUGACGCUGUGCAAGCAAUGCUCAGCAAAAGCCAAAGUACUGGUGUGUUAUCAGCACAGUUCUAGCCACAAAUCCAAAGCAAAGCACCAUAUGGGCUGCUAUGAAGCAAGUUACUUCCAUCCCAGCCAGACCCAGUACAGUAAGAAAGCAGUAUUUUCUUAACCUUUUAUUGUUCUUUUGAUAUUUCCAUAAUGUGAUUUAUUUUCUCUUUUUCUUUUUGUAGAGGUAUUUCACUGAGCAUUUUUACUAGCGUACCAGUAACAGGCAAAGAGCUCUUCUCCCCGAGUCUAAUGCAAGUUCCCAUUUAUUCUGUACAGUUUAAAUAACCUCCCUUGCUGUCUAUUAUCCAUUAAACAAAUGUACAAUGUUGAAGAUGUUCAUGUUAUUUUUAUUAAUGUUCCUAAAAUAAAAACUUUAACAUCUUUAA